Messenger RNA from Cicer arietinum (chickpea), 3172 nucleotides. Its product is annotated as alpha-xylosidase 1-like. NCBI's taxonomy places the organism in Eukaryota, Viridiplantae, Streptophyta, Magnoliopsida, Fabales, Fabaceae. The record is from RefSeq and is a predicted model, not a curated record. Gene Ontology annotation, biological process: carbohydrate metabolic process. Gene Ontology annotation, molecular function: hydrolase activity, hydrolyzing O-glycosyl compounds; carbohydrate binding.
CAUAACUAACAGAUACACAUGGACGUGGUGGUAAGAGAGUCAUUUGCUUAGAUCUAGUUGCUUAUUUAUACUCCAAAGCUACCCUGACACCAUUACCUUGCUCACACUCCUUUCACUACAACCACAUUUUUAGUGAGCUAUGGUUAAUCCUCACAGUUUAGUUUCUCUAUGUCUGUCAUUUCUUCUUCUUACUCUUUUUCUUUAUGCAUCUGAGGUGAGUUCUUCCUCAAAUGCCACUAAAAUUGGUCAAGGCUAUAGCCUUAUCUCCAUUGCAGAGACCCCUGAUGGUGCCCUUGUUGGUUUCCUUCAAGUUAAGCAGAAAACCAAAAUCUAUGGUCCUGAUAUUCCCCUUCUAAGGUUCUAUGCCAAGCAUGAAACAGAGAACCGUUUAAGGGUACACAUUACAGAUGCAAACAAGCAAAGAUGGGAAGUUCCAUACAACCUAAUACCAAGGGAACAACCACCAGCAUUAACACAAACCAUAGGAAAGUUCAAAAAAGCCCCUAUUGAAGUUUCAGAGUAUUCAGGUUCUGAGCUUCUAUUCAGCUACAUUUCCGACCCAUUUAGUUUUUCAGUGAAAAGAAAAUCAAAUGGUGAAACCCUUUUCAACUCUACCUCAAGUUCUUCAGACCCUUUUAGUUCACUUGUUUUCAAAGACCAAUACCUUGAGAUUUCAACAAAAUUACCAAAAGAUGCAUCUUUAUAUGGUUUGGGAGAAAACACACAACCACAUGGGAUUAAAUUAUAUCCAAGUGACCCUUACACUUUGUAUACAACUGAUAUAUCAGCUAUUAAUCUUAAUGCUGAUUUGUAUGGAUCACACCCUAUGUAUAUGGAUCUAAGAAAUAAUGAUGGUAAAGCUUCUGCACAUGCUGUUUUGUUGUUGAAUAGCAAUGGAAUGGAUGUUUUUUAUAAAGGAACUUCUCUUACUUAUAAGGUUAUUGGUGGUGUGUUUGAUUUUUACUUCUUUUCUGGACCUACCCCUUUGAAUGUUGUUGAUCAGUAUACUUCUUUGAUUGGAAGACCAGCUGCUAUGCCUUACUGGGCUUUUGGAUUCCAUCAAUGCAGAUGGGGAUAUCACAAUCUAUCAGUGGUAGAAGAUGUUGUGGAGAAUUACAAAAAGGCUCAAAUCCCACUCGAUGUGAUUUGGAACGACGACGAUCACAUGGACGGACACAAAGACUUCACACUCAAUCCAAACAACUACCCUCGUCCGAAGCUUCUAAACUUCUUGAACAAGAUACACAGCAUUGGCAUGAAAUACAUUGUCAUUAUUGACCCUGGAAUCGCUGUUAACUCUAGUUACGGUGUAUAUCAAAGGGGUUUAGCCAACGAUGUUUUCAUUAAGUACGAAGGUGAACCUUUCUUGGCUCAGGUUUGGCCUGGGGCGGUUAACUUUCCCGAUUUUCUCAAUCCAAACACGGUAUCUUGGUGGGCUGACGAGAUCCGUCGCUUCCACGAACUUGUACCUGUUGAUGGCCUAUGGAUUGACAUGAACGAAGCUUCGAAUUUCUGUUCCGGUAAAUGCGAAAUUCCCAAGGGAAAGCAGUGUCCGACUGGAACAGGACCUGGAUGGAUAUGUUGCUUGGAUUGCAAGAAUAUUACCAAAACAAGAUGGGAUGAUCCUCCUUACAAAAUUAACGCCUCUGGAAUACAAGCUCCGAUUGGAUACAAAACAAUAGCCACUAGUGCAGUUCACUAUAAAGGCAUCUUGGAGUAUGAUGCUCAUAGUAUCUAUGGUUUCUCUCAAUCAGUUGCAACUCACAAGGGUCUUCUCGGUAUCGAAGGUAAAAGGCCUUUCAUUUUGUCGCGAUCCACUUAUGUCGGUUCGGGUAAAUACGCUGCACAUUGGACUGGUGACAAUCAAGGAACAUGGGAGAAUUUGAAGUAUUCAAUAUCCACAAUGCUGAAUUUUGGUAUAUUUGGUGUGCCGAUGGUUGGUUCUGACAUAUGUGGAUUCUAUCCACAACCAACUGAAGAACUAUGCAAUAGAUGGAUUGAAGUUGGAGCUUUCUACCCUUUCUCAAGAGAUCAUGCCAACUACUAUUCCCCUAGACAAGAACUUUAUCAAUGGGAUUCAGUAGCUCAAUCAGCAAGAAAUGCUUUAGGUAUAAGGUAUAAGAUACUUCCAUAUCUUUACACCUUAAACUAUGAAGCUCAUGUUAGUGGAGCACCAAUAGCAAGACCACUUUUCUUCACUUUCCCGAAUUACGCCCAAUGCUACGAUCUCAGCACACAGUUUCUCCUAGGAAACAGUCUCAUGAUAUCUCCGGUGCUCGAGCAAGGAAAAACACAAGUGAAAGCAUUGUUUCCACCCGGUAGCUGGUACAGCUUACUCGAUUGGACGCAAACCAUCACAUCGAAAGAUGGUAUCUACGUUACGCUUGACGCUCCUCUUCAUGUGGUGAAUGUUCAUUUAUAUCAGAACACAAUUCUUCCAAUGCAGCAAGGUGGAUUGAUCUCUAAGGAUGCUAGAACGACGCCUUUCACACUCGUUGUAACGUUCCCGGCUGGCGCAACAGAAGGAGAUGCUAAAGGGACACUUUUCAUUGAUGAGGAUGAAUUGCCGGAAAUCAAGCUUGGAAAUGGAUAUUCAACUUAUGUUGAUCUCCAUGCUAGUAUUGAACAAGGAGGUGUUAAAGUUUGGUCAGAAGUUCAAGAGGGUAAGUAUGCAUUAGACAAAGGUUUGAUAAUUGAUUCAAUUUCUGUGUUGGGAUUGGAUGGUAAAGGAGCAAUUGGUGCAAUUGAGUUAGAUGGAAAGCCACUAAUUGGUGUGUCAGAUGUGAAAGUUACUACAACUGAACAUGAGAACUUGGAUGGUCAAAAUGGAGAAAAUAAAACUGUGAUGGUAGCAUUGAAAGGCUUGAACAUCCCUGUUGGUAAAAACUUUGCUCUGACAUGGAAAAUGGGAUGAUGAUAGAUUUAUUUAGAUUGUGUCAUGUUAGUUUGUUCCUUUUUUCAACUUUAACAUGCCAAGACAAACAAGGCCUUUUUUUUUUAUUAUGAGUUGAAACCUGAAUGUUGGUUUUGGUUUUUUAGGUAGUUAUGAGUUGAAACUUGUUGUUAAUCAAAUCAAGUGAUUUAGAGUUAUGCACUUACAUCCUCCAAUCAUGACUCAAUAAAAACAAACCAGUCUAGUAUUUAAAUCUAGUCACUUUUAAUAAUUAUUGUA